GAUUAAAAAUUCAAAUUGUGUAUUUUUUAAUGCAGAUAACUUUGCCAUAACAGUGUAAUUGUUCGUUUAAUUUAUUACGUUAUAAUUUUGAACUAGGAUUUAAAUACGAUCAUAAUAAUAUCAUUACUUUGCAGUCAUAUCAACUUAAUGCACAUUUUUUGUAUAAAUUAGUAAAUUACUCUAGGCAAAAUAGAUAUGCUCAUAUGUGUACAACUGUGUACAGCUGAGGAUAUACCUAACGCAUAAAUGCAUCAAGUGUGUGGAUAUAUAUGUACAGCCUGCUGCGUUGAAAACUAUGGAGAAAGGCAAUGAAACAACAUUUGAUUCUGAUGAAAUUCAAAUAUAUAAACCUAUUGCUGUGGUGAACAGUAGGAUUGAAAAUUUCUUAAAGAGAAAGAGAGAUGAAAACCAUGAAAGAAAUACCAGAUUGUAUUGUACCUCAACAUCUAGCAGAAAUUGUUCUAGUGCUUCUAGAACAUGUAAUACAAUAGAAGCUAAACGUCAAAAAGGAUCUGAAUGUUUUGUAAAAAAGACGAAAGUGAAUAAUAAUUUAGGACCACUGAAUAAUGGCGGUUUGGAUCCAGCUAGCUUAAACAGUUACAAUUUAUCAAAUAAUUCAAAUUUUGUUGGAUUAAAACCAGAUGUGCAAGAAAGAAUAUCAAACAUAGAAACAGUCUUAAAUAUUAAAAGUGAUGGUCGAAACAACAUUGACAUUUAUGAUAAACUAAAAUCAUUAGAAGAUCAUGUAUUAAAACUAGAAAAUAUUUUAUUAAAUAUCAAUGAAAAUUACUCGUUAUCAAAUACUUUUUCCAUUGAUAAAGAUACGGGAACUAUACAACACAAUUUAAAGACCGAUGAUCUUAUUAGACAAAAAAAACUUGCCUGUGAAGAUAAUAUGAUAGAAAAAGAAAUAAAACCAAGAGUAUUACCGAAAAAAUCGAAAUAUUCUGCCAAUGAAAUACAAGAACUCAUUAACAAUGUCAAAAGAAUUGAUGAAAACAAAAAAAAAUUCUUGAAUCAAUAAUUAAUACAUAAGACAUUUAUUUUUAUCUUAUUGUAUAAAAUCAU
This is a messenger RNA of Acyrthosiphon pisum (pea aphid), 1068 nucleotides long. RefSeq names its product MAP3K12-binding inhibitory protein 1. The coding region runs from base 296 to 1024 and encodes 242 amino acids. The record is from RefSeq and is a predicted model, not a curated record. The transcript is spliced from 5 exons. NCBI's taxonomy places the organism in Eukaryota, Metazoa, Arthropoda, Insecta, Hemiptera, Aphididae.